Messenger RNA from Syngnathoides biaculeatus (alligator pipefish), 3520 nucleotides. RefSeq lists its product as uncharacterized. Lineage: Eukaryota; Metazoa; Chordata; Actinopteri; Syngnathiformes; Syngnathidae. The record is from RefSeq and is a predicted model, not a curated record. Bases 1 to 657 code for a protein of 218 amino acids. The transcript has 2 exons.
AUGCCUAAACAAAAGAAAAAGACACAAAAAUUAACAAGUCCAGGGGCAGGUGGAAGGGGGUCCGGAGGAGGGCACCCCCCCCUAACCCCAGCCGGUACUCCUGGACAGGAACGUGAGGCGCUGGGGAACCGUCGCCGCCGUCUGCUGGACAGGAACGUGAGGCAGCUGGGGAACCGUCACCACCUCCUGGACAGCAACGUGAGGGAGCAGCACCAUCGCCAACUCCUGGACGGGAGCGUGAGGCGGCGGCGGCAUCACCACCUCCUGGACGGGAACGUGAGGCGGCGACGAUGCCAUCACCACCUCCUGGAUGGGAACAUGAGGCGGCGGUCGAGCCAUCACCACCUCCUGGACGGGAACGUGAGGCGGCGCCGGCGGCGCCAUCACCGCCUCCUGAACAGCAACGUGAGGCCGCUCCGGAGCCAUCGCCACCUUCUGGACGGGAACGUGUGGGUGUGCCAGUCGCAGUCGAAGCAGGAGUGUGGAGCGACCGCGGACCGGUUGCCACCGGUACUCCUGGACACGGACAAGAAGCAGCUGCGAAGACAUUGCCACCUCCUGGACAGAAAGGUGAGGUGGCGGCGGAUCGGUCUCCACUGCCACGUGAGUUCUGCUCAGCAGCGGAUCAGUGGCCAAUGCAGCGUGAGCCUGCAGUGAAACAGCCAAAACCGCUACAUGGGCGUGGCGAGGUGGCGGAUCCGUUCCCACUCCAACGUGCGCUUGGCUCGGAAGCGGAUCAGUGGCCACCGCAGCGUGAGCCUGCAGUGAAACAGACAAAACCGGGGUGUGGGCGUGGCGGUGCGUCGGUUGCCACAACGGCGUCAACGAGAGUAAGCAACGAGUCCGCUGUAACCGUGACGUCGGUGUAGCUCGGCUGAUUCUCCAAUCCCUGUUGAACCUGGGCCGUGAGGAUCGCCGAUUCGGCACUCUGCCGCUCUAUCUCCGCCCGCAUUUUGCGGUAGAACACCUCGUGAUUUAGCGGCCCCUCCUCCCUCUGCGGGUCUGCUAGUUUAACCAUUGCCGGUGAGGAGUGGGUGGAUGAGGACGGCGUCUUUGUUGCCGCGCAGCGCAAGGCACAUGGGAGCGCCCAGCCUGGGCGUCUCCUCUGGCCACCACGCGGGGGACCCCCCGGGUAGAUGGCAUGAGUCGGGAGACACAGACGCAAUUCGGGAAAAACGUUUAUUAUUCCAAGGUCGGGGAUCGGGCAGGCAGUCAGGUGCAGCAGUGGUAGUCAGGACGUCGGGCAUGGAGGGCAGGUCCGUGGGUAGUAAAGGAAAUGAAAUGUAUAAAAGUUAAUCAACAAGGCGAUGUAUUUGCAAUACUGCUUAAUGUGUGAAAGUCUGUGGAUGAAAAGUUGCAGUGUGAGAAUGUGGCAAGAAAGUGAUUACAGCAGAUAGUGUGCUAGAACGGAAUGUUCUCGACGGUUGGGUGGUGAUGACCACAAUCAGCAGGUGUGACGCGACGCGACGCUUGACCCAGGCGACGACGCUUGACCUAGAGGGAGACUGGAGCAACAAAACAUCAACAACCGCAGGCGGGAGGAGUUGGGCCACCAUCCUGCGGACCAAAGAAGACCAAUGAGAGAGCGCCAAGGAUAACUGCAGGAGACACAUAACCAAUAGUGAAUUAGUAGAUUGUACUUUUAAAUUGUCCUGGGCAACUCGGAUGUGAAGUAUGUCGGCUGGAGGGAACAGAGACGUACAGGGUUGUAAUGAGAGGGACCCGAGACCCAGGUUUUUGUUGAAGGAAUAAAUCCACUCGCGUGUGAAAACGCCGGCUUCCUGGUUCUUUCUUUGCAAAAGAGAGCGCAAAUUGUUGGAUGAGUGGUGGUCGGGUAAGGUCACAAUUUGGAGUCAGAUGAUUAACGGACUUUUAUAUUGAUCUAAAAAUAAUAUCCAACAAUUCUUGGUGACUCCGACGUGAUGCAAGAAAGGUAAAGAAAUCUGGGACUUAGCGAAAACCACAGAGUCUGGGAAUCAGGGUGUGGGACCCACGUCCACACCAGGUGACGAGCUAAUAAGAAAGCCCCGAAUCCGACCUUCCUUCCUCGAGUGGCCACAUCGAAAAGUGUGUCUGCACAGGUCACGGAAAAGGCGGCUGUCGACACUUCGUCAACACCACGGGAUCCCGACAUUACGCCAUGCGUCUACCUCUGAGUGCUGUCCAGGAAGUGGACUGACCCUCGCUGGAAAGGACCGUUUAGGGUUCUGGCUAGAACCUCACACGCCAUCCAAUUGGAGACCAAGGGUCAUAAGUGGUAUCAUUACUCGCAGUUGAGACCGGCACCUGACUUUGUACCUGACAAUGGUGAGCGUGAAAGUUGACUGCCCGGACGGGCAGGUCAAGAGAGGGAAGGUGAAGAUGAUCAUGAUUGAGUCUAAAUCAAAGAUGUCAACAAUGUCAACAAUUUCUGUGCCUGAAAAACAAUUAACAAUGUCAACAAUAUCUGUGUCUGGAAAACAAUAAGGACGCGAAUGUCUUUUACGAUUACGAUUUUAUUGUUUUGCCUCGUAUCAAUAUGCUUUGUGUGGACCAUGCUGGCGCUUGAAUCUGUUAUACAGGAUGAAAGAAGUGGAGUGACUGUGGACAGCAAUGGAACGGUGUGGUAUGAGGCACGGCAAGGUGGUGGUGCUGAGCUGACACAGACACAACAAAAACUGAUGAGUUUAAAAUGUAAUCAACCGACACAGGUGAGCACGUGGGGGAGCCUUUUCAAUUGGUACGCUGAAUGGCUGAGUAUGUUUGGAAGCUACAAAGGUUUGAUCGGCUCUGUGCUAGUUUCUAUUGCUGUGUUUGCGGCUAUCAUGGCGCUAUGCGCAUGUUGCUGUAUACCAUGUAUUAGGUCUCUCACAGUCCGGACAAUCGAGCGGACCCUGGGACCGCUCCCACCAGGUGGACAGUACAUGAUGCUUCCACAGAAGGACCCCAGGGAGGAGCAGACGGCUGUCGCCCUCCGGGAGUUUGGAGUGUGAAUUGUCGGUGGUAUGGCCUCAGUGGGCUGAGGCCAUGAGAGGGAAUAAAGGAAAUGAAAUGUAUAAAAGUUAAUCAACAAGGUGAUGUAUUUGCAAUACUGCUUAAUGUGUGAAAGUCUGUGGAUGAAAAGUUGCAGUGUGAGAAUGUGGCAAGAAAGUGAUUACAGCAGAUAGCGUGCUAGAACGGAAUGUUCUCGAUGGUUGGGUGGUGAUGACCACAAUCAGCAGGUGUGACGCGACGCGACGCUUGACCCAGGCGACGACGCUUGACCUAGAGGGAGACGGGAGCAUCAAAACAUCAACAACCACAGGCGGGAGGAGUCGGGCCACCAUCCUGCGGACCAAAGAAGACCAAUGAGAGAGCGCCAAGGAUAACUGCAGGAGACACAUAACCAAUAGUGAAUUAGUAGAUUGUACUUUUAAAUUGUCCUGGGCAACUCGGAUGUGAAGUACGUCGGCUGGAGGGAACAGAGACGUACAGGGUUGUAAUGAGAGGGACCCGAGACCCAGGUUUUUGUUGAAGGAAUAAAUCCACUCGCGUGUGAAAA